This is a messenger RNA of Megalopta genalis, 4062 nucleotides long. Its product is annotated as prohormone-2. Lineage: Eukaryota; Metazoa; Arthropoda; Insecta; Hymenoptera; Halictidae. The record is from RefSeq and is a predicted model, not a curated record.
CGGUUUUCUAGUCGCCCCGACGAGCUCCGACGUUCAUUCUGCCUCGAUCAGCCGAGCACACGAGUUCUCUGGCAUUCUCGGAGAACAGCUCUCGCGAGACAAACGUAGAGACAGAGAGAAAGAGAGAAAGGAAAAGAGAGAGAGAGAGAGAUACAAAGACAAGUAGACAAAUAGGGAGAGAGAGAGAGAGAGAGAGAGAGAAAUAAAGAAAGAUAGGGAGAGGAACGAUUCAAAGAAGAAAUUAGACAUCUCCGAGAAAGAUGAUCGCGUGGGUGGGACUGUUGAGCCUGUACUCCGUCGUUUCGCUGGCCGAUGCCUUGCCGACCAACAUGGCGCAGGACACCAUGGCGAAGAAGAUCGAGCAGACCAUGAGACCGAAACCCAAGAGGGCGCAGGAGAUGCUGAUGUUCGGCAACCAGCAGAACCAUCAACCGGAAGCCAGCGCUCCUGGAACUUACGCGUCCAACGCUGAAAAGAGAACACCGCUCUCGCCUUCCUCGGGUCUCGGCGGGCUGAAGGUAGCGUUGUCGGAGGAGGAGGCCGCUCGCUCGAAGAUGCCUUCGAACAAUCUCUACGACCGCGACAGCUACUCCCCUUACGAGAAUAAUUACGAGAAGAAUUUCGAGAAGAAUUACGAUUACGGAAAGGUUCUGGUGAACGAGCUGGGCCAGGACGUGUCCAACAUCUGGGACGUGCCGCCUUAUUCGCGCUACUAUCUGAACGAGGACCGCCGGAAGAGGUCCGAGAAAGCCGCGAUCGGGUCCACCACCGUGAAACCGGUGACCGCAUCCUAUCAGUCGGCCACCCAGACGUCCACCCAGCAGUCGGUGCAGUCGCAGGUCAAGCGAAGCGUGCCGAUUUACCAAGAGCCGCGAUUCAAGAGGGAAGUGAAUAUCGAUCCGGAGGAAGUGUUGACCCUCCUGUCCCUAUGGGAGAACGAGCGUCGCAACCGAAACUGGCACAAGUACAUGAACGAGGAGUACGAGAACAUAGACGAGGAUGGCAAUCUUCUCGAGGAGGAGGACCCGCGAAACGCCCUGCCCUGGAUGGACUCGUCGAUGUACCCGCCUCGCCGUUACAACGUCGACUCGUUGUCGCCGUCCGACAUCGGGAUCGUUCGCACCCAUCCGCCGAGCUACUACGAGCAGUUCGGGAACCAGUACGGCCAACAAUUCGAAUCCGCGUCCCAAUACGCGGACAGCCCCCAGUACGGCGUCGUCUAUCCCCAGCAGACUUACUACAACGCCCCGGAGAAGAGGUUCAUGGUCACCAGAAAACGGUCGCAGACGUACGACCCGUACUCGAGCGCCGGCCAGUACCAGAUGAGCUCGCAGACACGGGGAUUCCCGUAUCAGCAUCGUCUGGUCUACUAAGUUCGGCCCGACCUCGACUCGACCACCGAAAGCCGAACACGGGAGCCGAACGACGCCGACCAGGAACGAAAUUAGCAAAUUACCGUAUUUCGGGGGAGCGGCAGAGAGGACGAUCGAGAUCGGGAGGAGGCGAUCCAGGGAGAGGGAUCGAACGCGGACACCGGCUGCUGACGUAUUUCGGAGACUCGCGCGCGCGCCGCGCACACGGGAACCUUUGAUUUUUCGCUGUUCUGUCUUUGUUGUGCGCGCGGCGAACGGCGAGCUCGCCGGCGAACAGGAAAGGCGGGAAAGGAUGAGAGAAAGAAAGAAAAGACUACUCGUUAUAUACUUUAAGAGAAAAAAAAAACACGGUGCUCGAAAAGACUUUUUCGCUUCGCGGGGGCACGCCGAAGAGCGUCGAACGGAGAACACUGGAAUCGUGUGACCACGGCGCUCGAAUGUUCGUCGAUCUCCUCGGGCGCCGCUGAGAGAAGACAGGGCGAAGAUUCUGAGACAGAUGAAAAGUCUCUUGUCGCCGCACUUCGGCGCGCUCUCGCCGACUCGCGCACUCGCGCAUUCGCGCAUCCUUCCGCUUCGAACGAUGAGGUCGUGUUCCGGGCUGCUCGCAGCGUUUUAAACUCCUGGCGCGUGCAAACGCCAAGGUCCGAGCGUACCGUGGCGCGAGCGCCAUGACUGAAAUCCUUUAAACGAUCAUAAAUAGUAUUCGAAUCAAACUAUUCCUCGGGCGCUCGGUUUACACCGGGAGCAGGCUUUCUUUUAUCCGAUGGAGAUGAUGCUUAGGAUCGAAUGGACGGUCUUCGAGAGGCCGAGACAGGGGAAAUUAAGAUGCUCCAAGUACAAACUUUCUGAACGGCUCGACUCCGAGGGAAUGGAAAACAAUUGGAGCAAGAGCAAUUGAGGAAACUCGUUCCGUAGACCGAAGAAAGAAAUAACGAUAGAAUAAUCGAGAGAGAGAGAGAGAGAGAGAGCCGAAAGAAGGCCGUGAGAAAGGGAGAAGAGGAUGGACAAUAGUCGAAAGGGAAGGGUUGCGUAGAAGGAAACGGUUCGACGCCGAUUGUUCGGCGUCGAAACGCUAAACGACAUAUCUUCUAUUUCGAUUCACGCUUUAUACUCCGAUCCCGCUCCGACUAAACGUUCCCCUAGACUUUUUACUGUUAUAAUCGUCAAUUAAUUUCCUAGCCGUGUCUACGGUCACCGAUUGAUAACCACAGCCGAUAGCCGAUAGUCAAUGGACGAGAAUCCCUUCGUCGUCGUAAUUUACUCGAUGGUUCGAUCAGCGUCCAAAUGAGCUUAAUACAUUGUAAGAGAUAAUUGAUCCUGAUACGAGAAUAAUUGAAUAUCGUUUUAUAUGGGACGUUGUUCUGAUGAAAUGGUAUAUUGUUCUCGGUGUACCUUUUGUUAUCAAUUUCAAGAAGGUAGUCACUUUUCGAUGGGGCGAUGAUCGUCGAAGUUCGCCGAUUCUGUAUUUUAGAGCAUACGUUUUUAUGUGCGACGAAUUUUAGUUUUAUACACGACGCUGACGAGAUCAAAGGUGUAGUAUCGGCUGCGACUGUGGAUGUCGAUCGGUUCUCAGUCCUAACGAACACCGUUUCAACGACGUCAACUACUUAUUAUGAACAUACUCGACAGCGGCCAACCGUCGACCGUUUUACUUUACAAUGGAUUCUAUGUGUGCGUACUAUUUAAUAAGUAUCGUCUAAACGUGUAAACUUUCGAAUUCUAUAUACGUGUGCAGUCUCAAAAUCAAAAUGUAAAACUCGAAAAAAAGAGUCACGGAAAGGAACAAGAGAAACUUGUGCCGGCGAUGAAAAUCGAUGAGAAAACAGAAAGACGUAAUAGAAGAAACGGAAGAGGCAAAAGAAGAAGAAGAAGAAGAAGAAGAGAUCGUGUGUCACCCGUGCGCCGUAAAUAUUUUUCAAACCCAUGGUGCUUUUGAUCGAACGAUAUAUAAUAUUGUAAAAUGAUAUAAAAGAGAAAUAAUAUUAAUAACAACAAUAAUAAUAACAAUAAUAAUAAUAACAACAAUAAUAAUAAAUAACUAUAUUCUAUUCAAACGUAUUAGUUCCUAUAGCCUACAGCGUCUAGUAUGCUAUCCCAAUUAUUUUCAAAUUGCAAUCUCCCUACGCUGAAGAACGUUCACCUAUAGCUUCAUAGAAUAUAGAUUUUUCGACAUGAUUUCAAUUUUAUUUUCAUUUUUAUGAUUCGAAAACUAAGGGGAGAGCUCCAGCAACACGCCUAUAAUAAUUUCUCGUGUAUUUGGAAUAUAGUUAAUCAGUUAUCAAUAUCAAUAUCAACUAUCAAGCCAAAUGAUUCGCGCCGCGUUUUGCAGGAAAGGCAAUUCGGCGCGACUUUAUUAAAUUAUCCACGGAGCAAUGUCGGUAAUACAAUCGUUUGUCGAUAAUAUGAUUAACAGUUUGAGCUUUUUGCCACUAAGCCUCUGGAGGCUUGGCGCUAUACGGAUCCUGAAUGAAGCUUCAUGAUUUUGCCACAAGAGUUACCACUAUCCCAAUUGUCCUUACUCGGUUGGUUAUAUUGUUCAAGGCUUUGAGCAUUUUGAAUGUUGAAUAUUUUAGUUUUUUAAGAUUUUGUUAAUGCAUGCUACGGUAAAGUUAAGUAAAGUUUCGAAUAUUGUCAAUCGCUGUCCAAAUUGGGAUUAAUAAAGUAAUGUGCUAUUAUUGUUAAAAGCAAA